AUGGAGCCCACAGUUCUGAUCAUAGGAGGAGGUACCUUUGGCACUUCCAUCGCGUAUCAUCUGGCACAGAAAUACAAGGAUCCAUCGAAAGUGACAUUGGUGGACAGGGAACCUUCGCCGCCGAAGCAAGCAGCUGCGAUUGAUAUCAACAGAGCUAUUCGCACAGACUACCCGAAUCAGCUAUACUGCAACCUCGCCUAUGAAGCGAUCCAUCCAUGGUUCUGGAGCAUCGAGCUGGGCCAUUUCUUCCACAAAGUCGGCUGGCUCUACCUGAAUGAGGAAGGGAGCGAUGUUUCUGAUAGAAUCAAUGCGACUUUCAAGGGCCGUGGAUCCAACUGCGCUGAAAAUGUGCCACUCGACGACUUGCCUAUGAAAUGGGGCGGAGUGCUGAAAGGAACGGAGAUGAGAGGAUUCAAUGGGGCGUACUUCAACCCCGAAGCGGGAUGGGUCAACGCUGCUGGCGCGACAGCGAGCUUUAUGGCAGCCGCUGUGAAGCGUGGCGUGAACAGGGUGACGGCUCAGGCAUCAGAACUCGUUCUCGAUGCGAGAGAUGGGAGGAUCAGCGGAGUCCGUCUUGCAGAUGGCAGGCUUUUGACUGGCGACAAAGUAGUGCUGGCGACAGGAGCUUGGACGAGCAGCAUGUUGUCGCCAAUCGAAGACGCACUGCAUAUACCUGACCAGGACAGGAUUGAGCAGCAAGCCAGAUGCACAGGAACCAUCUCCGCCUACUACAAGAUGUCCGAAGGAGAGAUCGACCGCAUAAAUAAAGCAAACACGCCAGUGAUCGUCUACGGUGGGAAUGGGGAGAUAUUUUCUCCUUCGAAGGAGAACAACCUCAUGAAGGUUUCGAACUCCAGGACAACCUUCACCAACACCGUCACAACCAAGUCUGGACACAAGAUCUCCGCACCACGAGCCGAUCAGUACAAUAUUCCCGAUGCGCUCAAGCGUGAAACAGAGGACAUCAUAGCAUCAAAGAUCCUACAAGAGUUCACUCGCGGAAAGAAGCCGGACUACUGGCGCAUCUGCUACGAUGCCCAAACGCCCACCGAGGAUUUGCUCAUGUGUAAGCAUCCACACCCGAAGCUCAGCCACCUAUAUCUCGCUGUUGGUGGUAGCUUCCACAGUUACAAGUUCAUGCCCGUUGCUGGCAAGUACAUGAUCAAUAUCCUGGACGGCGAGAGUAAUGGCGAGGAUAAAGACAGGGCGUGGGCAUGGAAGACUGACCCCAAUUGGACUGAUGUUCGCGAGUUUGGACUGCUAAGUGGCAAGGCUGUUGCGAAGGUGGAACUUCGAGAGCUUGAAAGUGGCCAGGUUAAGUUGUAA
This is a messenger RNA of Zasmidium cellare ATCC 36951, 1326 nucleotides long. RefSeq lists its product as uncharacterized. Gene Ontology annotation, molecular function: flavin adenine dinucleotide binding; saccharopine oxidase activity; sarcosine oxidase activity. The record is from RefSeq and is a predicted model, not a curated record. Lineage: Eukaryota; Fungi; Ascomycota; Dothideomycetes; Mycosphaerellales; Mycosphaerellaceae. The transcript is spliced from 2 exons. The coding region runs from base 1 to 1326 and encodes 441 amino acids.